Messenger RNA from Apodemus sylvaticus (European woodmouse), 1871 nucleotides. It is a transcript of the gene Hexd, whose product is annotated as hexosaminidase D. NCBI's taxonomy places the organism in Eukaryota, Metazoa, Chordata, Mammalia, Rodentia, Muridae. The record is from RefSeq and is a predicted model, not a curated record. Gene Ontology annotation, biological process: carbohydrate metabolic process. The coding region runs from base 143 to 1603 and encodes 486 amino acids. The transcript is spliced from 13 exons. Gene Ontology annotation, molecular function: hexosaminidase activity.
UGGGGAGAGCAGGGGAGCGGGGGCGGGGCCUUCUCCGCCCUUGGCGCUGCUCCCUGGAGGCACCUGUGGAGUUCUGCAUUCUCCGGGAAGAAGUCCCAGAGAUCCUGUUAUAGGAGUUUACAAAAAAAAAAAAAAUGCCAACAUGUCAUCUUCCACGCCAUUUAAGAUGAGAUUGGUUCAUUUGGACCUUAAAGGAGCACCGCCAAAGGUUUCGUAUCUCUCUGAGGUUUUUCCUUUGUUCCAUGCACUUGGUGCAAAUGGCCUCCUCAUUGAGUACGAAGACAUGUUUCCCUACGAGGGCCAGCUGAGGCUGCUGAGGGCCAAGCAUGCAUACAGCCCCUCCGAAGUCACAGAGAUCCUGCGCCUUGCCAGACUCAGUGAGCUGGAAGUUGUACCCCUGGUGCAGACAUUCGGACACAUGGAGUUUGUGCUAAAGCAUGCAGCAUUUGCACAUCUCCGUGAAGUGGCUCACUUCCCCAACACCCUGAACCCUCAUGAGGCUGAGUCCCUGGCCUUGGUACAAGCCAUGAUCGACCAGAUUCUGGAGCUCCAUGGGGAUGUCCGGUGGCUCCACAUUGGCUGUGACGAGGUCUACUACUUGGGUGAGGGGGAGACCUCAAAACAGUGGCUACAGCAGGAACAGAACAGCCAUGCGAAAUUGUGCCUGAGCCACAUGCAGGCAGUAGCCAGCCAUGUGCUGACCCAGCACCCUGGCGUAACACCCUUGGUGUGGGAUGACAUGCUACGGGACAUCCCUCAGGAGCAGCUAAAAGCGUCUGGGGUGCCUCAGCUGGUGGAGCCUGUGCUCUGGGACUAUGGCGCUGACCUGGAUGUCCACGGCAAAAUCUUCCUCAUAGGAAAGUACCAGGAGUGUGGCUUCCAGAGGUUGUGGGCUGCCAGUGCCUUCAAGGGGGCCACAGGGGCAAGUCAAGCUCUGCCCCCUGUUGAGCACCACAUCAGAAACCAUGAGCUGUGGCUGCAGGUGGCAGGCAGUGGACCAGAGAAUAUUCUACAAGGAAUCAUCCUGACUGGCUGGCAGAGGUAUGACCAUUUCUCUGUGCUGUGUGAGCUGCUACCUGUGGGAAUCCCAUCCCUGGCUGCCUGUCUACAGUCACUUGUACACGGAGGCUUUGCUGAGGAUGUUAGGCUGAGAGUGGAAUGCUUCCUUGGGGUGUCAAGCCUGGAAGUCACGGACACUGUAAGCGAGGGCGCUGGCUCCUUCCCUGGCAGUGACAUCCAUGCCCUCGUCACACAAGUUAGUCUGCACCUGCGCAGCUCUGUGGACACGCUUCUAGAAAGAAACAGGUUUGUCACUGGCUGGUUCAGCCCCUACCAUCGAAGGCGGAAGCUCGUUCACCCAGUUAUGGUCCAGCACAUACAGCCGGAGGCUCUCAGCCUUCUAAGCAGGUGGACCAGCCUCGUGCAGCAAUUGGAGGCAGCCCUGCAGCUGGCCUUCUACCCGGACGCCAUAGAGGAGUGGCUGGAGGAGAAUGUGCUCCCGAGUAUGCAGCGACUGCAGGGUCUGCUGCAGGACCUGGGCGAGGCGGCUGCCGGACAGCUGCCACCCACCAGCUCAGGCUGGGAUGCAGGUCAGAACCCCUGAGGGGCUGUUGGGGCCCCGUCUGUCAGCCUGGACACCUGCACAGACAGGUUCUCCGCUGAAUAAACAGUGACCUCGGGCAAAGCAGAAAACAGAAAGGCACAUGUGCAAUUGGCAUGUAGAGCUUUAUUACCUCUGAAAUAAAAAGACCAGUAGAAGUGGAAGUCCCACCAACAAAAACUUCAAUCAGUUUUUUACCACCACAGAGAAUUAAUGCCUUCACCCAGGAAUGAGUCUCGGCACUGGGCAGUAUUGGAAGGGGAUAUGACAG